GCCAAUUUAUGCAACUUGUUCUCAACCAUGAAUACCUCAUUGCAAUUAACUCUUCUAGCCAUUCUAGUAUCUUUGUUCUUUCUCUGGCGGGCCUUUCUGAGAAAGAAGAGGACUAACAGUAAGAGCACAGAGGCUCCAGUCCCAGCUGGUGCUUGGCCAGUUAUCGGUCACCUCCACCUCUUAGGCGGCGAUGACCAACUCCUCUACCGAACACUCGGAGGAAUGGCCGAUCGAUACGGGCCAGCAUUCAACAUAUGGCUCGGUACUCGCAGAGCAUUUGUGGUGAGUAGCUGGGAAGUGGCAAAGGAAUGCUUCACAACAAAUGACAAGGCUCUUGCUUCACGCCCCACAACAGUUGCUGCAAAGCACAUGGGAUACAACUAUGCUGUGUUUGGCUUUGCACCUUACAGCCCCUUUUGGCGCGAAAUGAGAAAGAUUGCAACACUUGAGCUUCUCUCCAACCGCAGGCUUGAGAUACUCAAGCAUGUGAGAGUGUCUGAGCUCAACAUGGGUGUAAGGGACUUAUACAAUUUGUCUGUCCAAAAAGGUUCUGGGAAUGUGCUUGUGGAGCUUAAUAAGUGGUUGGAGGAUUUGACUCUGAACAUGGUGGUUAGAAUGGUGGCGGGGAAACGGUAUUUUGGCGCCUCUGCUAAGUGUGAUGAUGGUGAUGAGGCGAGGCGGUGCCAGAAGGCGAUCAACCAGUUCUUUCAUCUUAUAGGGAUUUUUGUGGUUUCGGACGCGGUUCCUUUUUUGCGUUGGUUUGAUGUGCAGGGGCAUGAGAGGACAAUGAAGAAGACAGCCAAGGAGCUAGAUGCUAUACUUGAAGGGUGGAUCCAUGAGCAUCGCAAGAGCAGAGCUAAUGGCGAAGUUAAGGCAGAGGGUGAGCAGGAUUUCAUUGAUGUCAUGUUAUCUCUUCAGGAGGAAGGUCAGCUUUCAAAUUUCCAACAUGAUUCGGAUACUUGCAUCAAAUCCACUUGCCUGGCUAUGAUACUCGGUGGCAGUGAUACCUCAGCAGGAACACUUACUUGGGCCAUCUCUUUACUCCUCAACAAUCCCCAAGCAUUAAAGAAGGCACAAGAAGAAUUGGACCUGAAUGUUGGCAUGGAGAGGCAAGUUGAGGAGUCAGACAUUAGAAAACUUGUGUAUCUUCAAGCCAUUAUCAAGGAAACCCUGCGUCUAUACCCAGCUGGUCCUCUACUAGGACCAAGGGAAGCACAGGAAGAUUGUAAUGUUGCUGGCUACCAUGUCCCUGCCGGAACUCGCCUAGUGGUUAACAUAUGGAAGAUUCAAAGGGAUCCAAGGAUUUAUGAAGACCCUUCUGCCUUCAAACCAGAAAGAUUUCUUACAAGCCACGGAUCACUUGAUGUUAGAGGCCAAAACUUUGAACUCAUUCCCUUUGGCUCUGGAAGAAGGUCAUGUCCUGGCAUUUCAUUUGCACUUCAAGUUCUUCACUUGACACUUGCUCGCCUGCUUCAUUCCUUUGAAUUUGCAACCCCAUCAAAUGAAGUAGUUGACAUGACUGAGAGCCCUGGUUUAACCAUUCCUAAGGCAACUCCAUUGGAGGUUCUCAUUACUCCUCGCCUUCCAGCCCAAUUAUAUGCCUAGUGAAAUAGCUAAAGUUUUUAAGCUUUCUAAAAUAAAGUACUACUUGUGACUUGUGAGUUUGAAUAACCAUUCCUAAGGAAUUGAUGCAAUUCUUGUAGUUUGAUGUUAUGCCCAUAGUUGGUAUUAUAUGGGAUGCACGAGUAUUAGACUUAUUUUAAAUUUAUAGAAUUAUAUAAGUACACCUCUUUAAUUUGCA
Messenger RNA from Lotus japonicus, 1801 nucleotides. RefSeq names its product xanthotoxin 5-hydroxylase CYP82C4-like. Gene Ontology annotation, molecular function: iron ion binding; monooxygenase activity; oxidoreductase activity, acting on paired donors, with incorporation or reduction of molecular oxygen. Lineage: Eukaryota; Viridiplantae; Streptophyta; Magnoliopsida; Fabales; Fabaceae. The transcript is spliced from 3 exons. Gene Ontology annotation, biological process: defense response to other organism. The record is from RefSeq and is a predicted model, not a curated record. The coding region runs from base 28 to 1605 and encodes 525 amino acids.